UUUGAUCUUACCUGUUCCUCUAUCCAGCCGCGUGCUGUCUACCCGGCUUCUGUAGUGUCGGCGCUUGGCAUGACAGCCGGGUGCCCAGUGCGCAUGGGCGAGAAGCACUUGCGCUUUGUGAUUGGUCCGGCAGCUUCUGGGAUCUGUCAUGUGUCCCGGGUACCGCCUUACCAUUCACAAAAAGCACCGCUUCUUGCGCAUGCGCACUUGGCACCCGGCUGUCAAACCCAGUGCCCACACUACAGAAGCCGGGAAGACAGCGCGCCGCUGGAUAGAGGAACAGGUAAGGUCCCGCUGCAGAGCUGA
This is a messenger RNA of Staurois parvus, 306 nucleotides long. Lineage: Eukaryota; Metazoa; Chordata; Amphibia; Anura; Ranidae. The record is from the annotation of a GenBank genome assembly.